GUGUGGAGCAACUAAAACGUCAUUUAAGCGCCAACAAGAGUGUUAGAGACUCUCACCAGGAUGACUUUUUGUUAUACUGUCGAGCUGAUUAGGAUUUUAGCUUGUUGAGCAACGCUGUAACCUGAUUUUUAAACUAUUUCUCCGGUGCUAUUGAUCAUGCAUUCUAAUCUUAAAAGAUUGUCAGCAAGUAAGGUUUGUGUGAAGUCCAGCACACAGACGACUAUCAGCAGGUUCUUCAACAAUGCAGGAAAUAAAGGCGUAGAAGUCGAUGAGCCAAGGAUUACCUGUGCUGAUCCUAGCCAGGAAAAAAGAGGCAAGAAAAGGCUGUCCUUACCUGAUAGAAGUGGCUCUUUGGAGAAACGGCUAAAGGUUUCUCACGAUGGAAAAGACUUUGAGAAGGAGGAGAAGCCGCCAAGCAAGACGAACUCUAAUAGCAUUAAAGUAGAUGAAAAGGGUUUUGCUUCUAAGGCAAGUCUUUCCUGUUCUACACUGGAGAAACUUCGAGGUUUUAGCUGCCAUGCAGGCAACGAGAGCAGAGCUGCAUGUCAGAGUGAGAAGAUGGAGUGCUCAGGAACAGGACAAAUACAAAGCACAAUGAGUGAACAUGUCAAGGUGGAGGAGGAUGCUGAAGAAGAGCUGGUUCAGAGCAAACAGGUGCUUGACUUCAGUCCGUUUACCAAGACUGGAGAUGUUUCUGCAUCUAAGAGGACUCCUCCAGAACCGGCAGGACCUAAUAGGAGGACCAAGAGCAUCUACACUCCUCUUGAGCAGCAGUACAUGGAGAUUAAGGAGCAACACAAGGACACAAUACUUUGUGUGGAGUGUGGUUACAAGUACAGGUUCUUUGGAGAAGAUGCAGAGAUUGCAGCGAAGGAGUUAAACAUCUUUUGCCAUUUGGAUCAUAACUUCAUGACCGCCAGCAUCCCUGCUCAUCGCCUUUUUGUGCAUGUUCGCCGCCUCGUUUCUCAGGGCUACAAAGUCGGAGUUGUAAAACAGACAGAAACAACAGCAAUCAAAGCCUCCAGUGCCAACAAGAGCUCUCUGUUCACCCGGCAGCUAAGCGCACUUUACACCAAAUCUACACUGGUUGGGGAAGAUGUGAACCCGUUGUUGAAGCUAGGGGACUUGGAGCAAGCUGAAGAUGUAGUGCCAGACACAGCCAGCAGCUACCUCAUGUGUGUGAGUGAGAGCUGGGAGAAACACAGUAAGGAGCUUACUGUGGGCUUGGUGGUGGUGCAGCCCAGUAUUGGUGACGUGAUGGUUGACUGUUUUAAAGAUAACGCAUCUCGCUCAGAACUGGAGGCCAGAGUUCUCAGGAUCCAACCUGUAGAGAUCCUGGUGCCUUCGAAUUUGUCCGAAACCACAGAGCGCCUCCUGCGCACUAUUGCUCUGGCCAGUACCCAUGCAGAUGAUCGCAUUCGUAUUGAGAAGCGAGACAGCUCCCAGUUUGAAUACCUCAUUGCCAUGGUGACCAUCAACAACUUGUAUAGCAGUGUGACGCCUCAGACAGCGGAAGAUCAGGAAAAGGGUUCGUCUCCAUUCUAUCUAGGUUUAGAGAGCCAAAUCGUCUGCUGUUUGGGGCCAGUGAUCCAGUAUCUGACUGAAUUCAAGCUGGAGAGGGUUCUGCUAUGUUCAAGUUCAUUUAAGAGGUUGUCGAGCAAUGCGGACCACAUGCUGUUGAGUGCCACUACCCUGAAGAACCUGGAGAUCUUUUGCAACCAGACCACAGGCACAGUGAAGGGAAGUCUGCUCUGGGUUCUCGAUCAUACACGUACUCCAUUUGGGAAAAGGCUGCUAAAGAAAUGGCUCAGCCAACCUCUAAAGUCUACAUCAGAGAUCCUUUCACGCCAGGAUGCUGUGGCAGAAAUCCUCUCCUCCGAGUCUGUUGUGUUGCCCUCCAUCCAGACCCUCCUCACUCGAUUGCCAGACCUGGAGAGAGGUCUCUGCAGCAUUUAUCAUAAGAAGUGUUCCACUCAGGAGUUUUACCUCAUCAGCAGCACCAUAUCCCGACUGAGUGCAGAACUCCAAGCCCUUGUACCCGCUAUCCAAUCACAGCUCAGCUCUGCUCUUUUAAAAAGCCUGCUUCUGGACACACCCCAGCUCCUGAGCUCUACCUACAAUUUAUUCACAGUGCUCAAUGAAAAGGCUGCCAAGACUGGAAAUAAAACUGAGCUUUUUGAGGACCUGACAGAUUUUCCUGUAAUUAAGGAAAGAAAAGAUGAAAUUCAGACUGUUCUUGCCGAAAUUAUGGAUCAUCGGCGAGAAUUACGCAUCGUCCUUCGAAACCCGUCACUGGAUUACGCCACCGUUUCUGGACAAGAGUUUCUCAUCGAGGUGAAAAACAGCAUGUCCUCUAUUGUCCCUUCAGACUGGGUUAAAAUUAGCAGCACCAAAGUGGUGGGUCGUUACCACUCUCCCUUUAUCGUGGAGAGACUACGGCAUCUGUUGCGGCUGCGCGAGCAGCUGGUUAUAGACUGCGGCAGAGAAUGGAUCAACUUCCUCCAGCUAUUUGGGGAACAUUACUACAUCCUGAAGAAAGCAGUGGGUUACCUAGCAACCGUCGACUGCCUCUUUUCAUUGGCCCAGGUUGCUAAAGACAACAAUUACUGCAGGCCAGAGAUUCUGGAGCAAGAGGGCCACAUAGUGAUCCGGGAAGGCAAACACCCAGUCAUUAACAUGCUGAUGGCAGAGCAGGAUCAGUUUGUGCCCAAUGAUACUGAUCUUCAGAGUGAGGGUAAGCAAACCAUGAUCAUCACUGGACCAAACAUGGGGGGAAAGAGCUCGUAUAUUCGCCAGGUGGCUCUUAUCACCAUAAUGGCCCAACUGGGAUCCUUUGUGCCAGCCAGGGAGGCAUCAUUUGGCAUUGUGGAUGGCAUUUAUACAAGGAUGGGAGCCUCAGACAACAUCUCAAGAGGUCGAAGCACCUUCAUGGAGGAGCUGGUGGAGGCCUCAGAGAUCCUGUCUCGUGCCACAGCUUGUUCUCUUGUGAUCCUGGAUGAGCUCGGCCGUGGAACAAGUACACAUGAUGGAAUCGCCAUCGCCUAUGCCACCCUGGAGUUCUUAAUCAGAGACGUGAGGUGUCUGACGCUGUUUGUAACCCACUACCCUCCACUGUGUGAGCUUGAGAAGCUCUACCCGUGUCACGUCGGAAACUACCACAUGGCAUUUUUGCUCAAUGAGCCAGAGACUGCAGCUAAAGAGGAGGAGGUGCAGCCAGAGUUCAUCACUUUCCUCUAUCAGCUGACGAAGGGAGCAGCAGCUCGGAGCUACGGACUAAACGUGGCGCGCCUGGCUGACAUACCCGAGAGCAUCCUCACUUCUGCUGCGCUCAAGUCCAAAGAGCUGGAGGCUGCCGUCAACAGCCGCAGGAAAACUGUGAAGCUGCUUUCUGAAGCCUGGAAAAUCACCAACAGGGAAUCAUUUCUCAAGUGGAAAAAAGUCGGACAUUAAUAACAAUUGUGUGUCUUGGGGGAUGCUCGAAGGAUGCCAAGAUAAUCCCCCCAUAAACACUUUUAUGCUAAUUGUUACACACAAUUUUUUUUCCCUACGUGCUUGCUUUUUCAUGUCAUCACUCCUGAAAGGUGAAACUCAAGCUGCUAUAUAAAGGUUCUGAGCAAAAUUUGAACAUUUGUACACAGAAUGAUUGAAAAGAUCUGCAUCUGUGUGCAUUGCUAUUAAAUCUUCUGCUUUGUACA
Molecule: messenger RNA, 3695 nt
Organism: Silurus meridionalis
Lineage: Eukaryota; Metazoa; Chordata; Actinopteri; Siluriformes; Siluridae
Gene: msh3
Product: mutS homolog 3 (E. coli)
Exons: 24
Coding region: 157-3450 (1097 amino acids)
Biological process (GO): mitotic recombination; somatic recombination of immunoglobulin gene segments; mismatch repair
Cellular component (GO): nucleus
Molecular function (GO): mismatched DNA binding; ATP binding; ATP-dependent DNA damage sensor activity
Source: RefSeq, a predicted model, not a curated record